This is a messenger RNA of Dicrocoelium dendriticum, 1232 nucleotides long. NCBI's taxonomy places the organism in Eukaryota, Metazoa, Platyhelminthes, Trematoda, Plagiorchiida, Dicrocoeliidae. The record is from the annotation of a GenBank genome assembly.
CUAACUUUUUUGCAGGAACCAUGUCUUUUGGAAAAGUGGUCCUUACAAGGAAGCCUUUCUGUAAUGGGGCUUCACCAAUUUUGUCGAUAAAAAUGUUGAGAAGCUGCAAUGUUUUGUGAAGCAAAGUGCUCAUGGGGGAGAGCAUGAAACCCAGAUCAUUGAAAGAGCACUUCAACCGAAGUCAUUCUCAGUUUGUAGGAAAAGAUAUUAUAUUCUUCAAACGGAAAGACGCUGCACUCGAAAGUACGCGCCUGGAUACAUCGAGCUCCUUUUUUCAGGCAAGUGAAGCUGGUCUUGAAGUGUCGUACCGCAUCUCUCUCCAAAUCGCCAAAAACAAGAAACCGCAUACUAUAGGAGAGGAUCUCAUAAAACCUUGCAUAAUGGAUGCCGUGAAGAUCUUUCUUGGAGAGCGACAUGCAAAAAAGGUAAGCACGAUAUCACUUUCUAACAACACAAUCAAAAGUCGUAUCGAGGAUAUGAGCAAGAAUAUUUUGAAUAAAGUGCACAACGAAAUAAAGUCAAGUCCUUUCUUCGCAAUACAGUUAGAUGAGUCGACCGACGUUGUAUUCUGUUCCCAGCUACUGGUCUAUGUUCGGUACAUAAAAGGCGACCGCUUCAAAGAAGAGUAAUUGUUCUCAGAAUCAUUGAACACAACUACACGUGGUGAAGAUGUUUUUCGAACAGUGAAGUAUUUUGUCGAGGAAAAGGAUCUACAGUGGUCGAGGUAGAUGGGUCUGUACAGACGGAGCACCAUCUAUGUUGGGCGUCCGUUCUGGAUUCCAAACGUUAGUCCAAAAAUUUGCUCUGCACUGUAUCUUCAACCACUGCAUAAUACAUCGUUAUGCUUUAGCAGUGAAAACGCUUCCGCCUGGUUUGUCGGACACCUUAACCAACGUAGUGAGAAUAAUGUCAUUCGCGGUAGUACGACAUAUCAACAGGUGAGCAACCAAGCAGGGCUACCAGGGUUCCAAAUUAUUUCAUAUGCAAGAGUUUUCAGAGUUGUGCAGUGAAUUUGGAGGCAAAUUCGACGUGUUGUUAUUGCACACGGAAGUGCGUUGGUUAUCACGAGGCAGGGUGUUGCACCGAGUGCUCGAGCUUCGAGAAUAAAUUGAAAUGUUUCUUGAAAGGAUGGAGCUGCAUAAGGGUAAGGUGAACGGGUUACACGUCAUAAUAACAGACAACGUAUUUAUUUCCAAACUAGCAUAUCUUGCAAAUUUCUUCGGAGAAAUAAA